This is a messenger RNA of Gossypium raimondii (Peruvian cotton), 2783 nucleotides long. RefSeq names its product probable galacturonosyltransferase-like 9. The coding region runs from base 1433 to 2530 and encodes 365 amino acids. The transcript has a single exon. The record is from RefSeq and is a predicted model, not a curated record. NCBI's taxonomy places the organism in Eukaryota, Viridiplantae, Streptophyta, Magnoliopsida, Malvales, Malvaceae. Gene Ontology annotation, cellular component: Golgi apparatus. Gene Ontology annotation, molecular function: glycosyltransferase activity.
AAUGUUUCCCGAUUUUACAAGUCUUAACAGUCAUCAAAGAUACGAACAUUCACUACUAUAAGCAGAGGCGGUCCCCGGUUGGCUUGAGUUGCCAUAUACCUCCGUAGCUUCUUAUGUUCCUGUAAGGUGAGUAUCAAACCGGGCGUGCUGUUAAUCUCAUGAUUGAUAGAGAUCACCAGGGGGUUGGUUAGUGCUGAAGAAGUCUUUCUCACAAGUGGUCACUAACUCCUCGACGGAUUUGAAUACAAGCCAGUAGCUAGUCGAAAAAUUGUUCUCAUGGGAUCCAAUUUUGGAAUAUGGAGAAACCAUCAAUCCCAAGUUCUAAUUUAGCAGCGCACCAAACAAGCUGGGCAAAGAUGCGGUCCGUGAACAUGUGAAUGUGAUCAUAGGUCUCACAGCUCUGUUGGCACAGCACAUCUAGUAUUAAUAUAUCCUGGUCUUUACUGGGAAGAUAGUUAUUACUUAGGCUUCAUUUGGAUUCAAACACAACACAAUGCGUUCUUCCUUUGGAUUCAAGCACAACACGAUGCGUUGAAAAUUUUUACCUUAAUUUUCAAUUUCACUGCACCACAGUGAAUUGCUUGGCUGUUUGGAUGUCUUGCUUCCAGCACAGUGAGACGUUUUUGCUGCGUUGGACAGCUUUAUCUCCACUGGUGCUAAAAGCUCUAGUCAGCUCCAACACGGUGAAACGUUUCAACGCACUGUGUUCUGUUUAAAUCCAAAGGAAGGCUUAAUUUCCACAGAAAAAGAGGAAGCUUGACUGCUUGAGCGUAGGUGUGUAAGAAAUGAUAAGUUUGUACUUUGCCUGAACCCCAUUCCAUAGCUGCCUGCCACUCUAGACCUCUUUACGCAAAGAUCGAACGGCUCAGUUUGGGUUUUACUGAUAGGGAAUCCUGUUGGCGCCAAGUAUCCUUUUUAAACUAAAACGGCUUGAUUAACCCCAACCUCCUUGCUUUUAGGUUGACGAGGGGAGGUCCCAUUUAGCAAAAUGCAGAUAUAUGAACACUUGAAGGAUAACAGAAUGGAAGAGGGAAAAAAAACGUUUGUUAAAAAAAUUAUCUCAUUUUAAAAGGCCAUCAACGUCCCAACCAACAGAAUCUUGAUUUAAAAAAAGAAUGAAAAAUAUUUGCCCAAAUCUACAUAUUCCGAAACAAAGCAUAAAAAAGAAUAUUUGAAGAAAUCUCCGAUGGUGCAACAUCCCAUUCUUUGCUUCCAUCACCAGUUUCCGCAUUUGUCAUUUAAAACACAAAAGACCCAACCCUUGGGCAGGAAAAAAUUCCAAACACUCCUUUUGGGUAAUAAUAAUGAUCCUUCAAUAAGCUACGUUUUCGCUUACAAUGAAGCCGAAGACCAUAAUCUUCUUAUUUUUCGACUGAAAGUUGAGAAAGAAACGGUCUCUCUUUUUCUUGGGUUUUUUCUUUUUUGAAGAAUAAUGCGUUUUAUUUUAUAUGCGGCCGCCCUUUUACUUCUUCAUUUCUUGCUCACGGUAUCGUUUUGUCUUGCUAUUCGGACCACAGUCGGAGGAGAUGGGUUGGGGUUCCGGUUUCCGGAGGCACCGUAUUACCGUAACGGAGUGGAGUGUCCAGUUUCCUCCGGCGACCGCAAUUUAGUCCAAGUGGCAAUGACUUUAGACUUUGAAUACUUGCGUGGUUCGAUCGCCGCCGUCCACUCCGUCGUCCGCCACGCUUCGUGUCCUGAAAACAUCUUCUUUCACUUCAUUGCCGCCGAGUUCGACCCCGCGAGUCCAAGAGUCUUGAGCAAACUCGUUCGCUCCACAUUCCCUUCACUCAACUUCAGAAUCUACAUCUUCCGUGAAGACACAGUGAUCAACUUGAUCUCUUCUUCAAUCCGGCAAGCCCUCGAGAACCCACUGAACUACGCUCGGAACUACCUCGGGGACAUGUUGGAUCUCCAAGUAGGCCGAGUCAUUUAUCUCGACUCAGACCUGGUCCUCGUCGAUGACAUCCUCAAACUCUGGAACACAACGUUGACCAAUUCUCGAGUCAUCGGCGCACCCGAAUACUGCCAUGCAAACUUCACCAAGUAUUUCACGGCCGGGUUUUGGUCGGACCCGGUAAUAUCCCGGGUUUUCCGGUCGAGAAAGCCGUGUUAUUUCAACACGGGAGUAAUGGUAAUGGAUUUAGUGCGUUGGAGAGAAGGGAAUUACAGGAAAAGAAUAGAGAAUUGGAUGGAAAUACAAAGGAAAAAAAAGAUAUACGAGUUGGGCUCAUUGCCACCCUAUUUGCUGGUAUUUGCUGGGAAUGUAGAAGGCAUUGAUCAUAGAUGGAACCAACAUGGGCUUGGAGGGGACAAUAUACGAGGUUCAUGUCGUUCGUUGCAUCCGGGUCCGGUCAGCUUGUUGCAUUGGAGUGGGAAAGGGAAGCCAUGGGUUCGACUGGAUGGUGGAAGCCCAUGCCCUCUUGAUCAUAUUUGGGAAUCCUAUGAUCUUUACAAAGGGAAUUUAAUCAAACACCAAUCUUUUCCUUCUGCUUUUGCCAAUUUCUUUGAAUACCCCAGUUAUUUGUUUUGAUUUCUCAUUUUUUCACUUCUAGAAACAAUGGUGAUUUCCGUGAUUUAUAUUUGUUUGUUGUACAUAAUCGAACUGAGCGAGAGAUGAAUAACCCUACCUCCUUAGUUUCCCUUUGAAUUUUUUCUGAAUUUCAAUUUCCUGCAGCUUUUCUUGGGUGAAAAGGAAAAUUGAAGAAAAUCAGAGCUUUUCUAAUUCAAAGCAUUUCCUUUCUUGGAUUUCAUCGAAUGAAUGGUUUCUUGGAAAAUUAGGUACA